Molecule: messenger RNA, 504 nt
Organism: Clavispora lusitaniae ATCC 42720
Lineage: Eukaryota; Fungi; Ascomycota; Pichiomycetes; Serinales; Metschnikowiaceae
Biological process (GO): protein ubiquitination
Cellular component (GO): cytoplasm
Molecular function (GO): ubiquitin protein ligase activity
Source: RefSeq, a predicted model, not a curated record
AUGUCCCAUAAUUCUCAAGAUGGAGAACGCCUUAAUGGUCGGGAGAUCUUUACCCGAGCUCUACGAAUGAUGUCAUCUGAUGAUGAAGGAUCUGAAAGAAUCCAGAAUUUCCUUUCUUCGUUUGAGAGUGCGGGCCCAGAUUUUGGUGCCCAGAAAGGUAUAUCCGAGGAUUUUUUGGACUCUUUGGAAAGAGUUGAUGUCAAAAAUUUAGCGGAGGGGGCAGACUGUCCAAUAUGCACCAAUAAGUUUGUUGACAACGAUUACCCAUUGGUUGUUAAACUUCCGUGCCACGUACAAGGGAAGACAAAAAAGGAGCAUAUAUUCGAUUUGGACUGUAUCGCACCUUGGUUAAAAGCUAACUCUACUUGUCCGCUUUGCCGAUUCAACCUUAACGAAGUUGACAAGAUCAGAAAAGAGAGACUUGAAGAGGAAUUGAGAAAGGCUCGUAACAAUGAUAGCGAAGAAGAGGAGGACGACGAGGAGGAUUGGGAAUUGUAUGGCUGA